Messenger RNA from Prunus armeniaca (apricot), 1764 nucleotides. The record is from the annotation of a GenBank genome assembly. NCBI's taxonomy places the organism in Eukaryota, Viridiplantae, Streptophyta, Magnoliopsida, Rosales, Rosaceae.
AUGGACUCUAUGAAGUCCUUCAAGGGCUAUGGCAAAGUGGACGAGCUCGAGGAACAAGCCUUCCGGCGGAAGGCACGCAAGCGUGUCAUCAUCCUCACUGUCUCCACAAUUGUUCUGUUGGCGGUGAUCAUCGGCGCCGUCGCCGGAGUAUUGAUACACAAGCGGAGCAACUCGUCGUCUCCCACUCCCAACUCGGCCCCCACGACUGAGUUGACUCCGUCCGCUUCACUCAAGGCCGUUUGCGACGUGACCCAGUACCCGAAUUCGUGUUUCUCGAGCAUCUCUUCGCUCGAGACCUCGAACACCACCGACCCAGAAGUGAUUUUCAAGCUCUCUCUGCACGUCGCCAUUAACGCGGCCUCGAAGCUUGCUGGGUUGCCUUCCAAAUUCAGACGGCAAGCUGCUAAUGACACCCGUCUGAAUGGAACUCUGAGCGUCUGCGAGAGCCUAUUUGAAGAUGUAGUUGACCGGCUCAACGACUCGCUGUCCUCCAUGGAUGUGAACAAGGGCGAGAAGCUACUGUCCGCUGCCAAAAUCGACGACCUCAAGACCUGGCUCAGCACUACCUUGACUGACCAAGAGACUUGUUUGGACUCUCUGCAAGAUCUCAACUCAACCCUUGUUCAGGAAUUCAAGGUCGCGAUGCAGAAUUCGACUGAAUUCUCCAGCAACAGCUUGGCCAUUGUGGCUAAAAUUCUGGGUCUGCUGACGAAUUUGAACAUUCCCGUGCACAGGAGGUUGCUCGGUGUUGGAGGAUCCGAGAUGGGUUUUCCGGGUUGGGUUGGCCCUGGAGAUAGGAGGCUGCUGGAGGACAACAACGUGACUGCUGCGCAAGUGAUUGUGGCCAAGGAUGGGACUGGGCUCUUCAAGACGAUUAAAGAGGCUGUGGAGGCUGUGCCCAAGAAGAGCACAACCAGGUUUGUGAUUCAUGUGAAGCAAGGGGUUUAUAAUGAGAAUGUGUUGAUGGACAAGAGCAAGUGGAAUGUGAUGAUGGUUGGAGAUGGCAAGGAUAAGACCAUUGUUAAUGGCAGCUUGAACUUUGUGGAUGGCACCCCCACCUUCUCCACAGCCACUUUUGCCGUAGCAGGAAAAGGCUUCAUUGCAAAAGACAUGGGAUUCAUCAACUCUGCAGGACCAGCAAAGCACCAAGCAGUAGCAUUCCGCUCUGGCUCCGACCUCUCGGUAUACUACAAAUGCUCCUUUUCUGGUUACCAAGACACCCUCUAUGCACAUUCCAAUCGACAAUUCUAUCGCGAAUGCGACAUCAUUGGCACCAUAGACUUCAUUUUUGGCAAUGCUGCUGUGGUAUUCCAGAACUGUAACAUUAUGCCGAGGCAGCCUAUGUCAAACCAGUUCAACACCAUCACAGCUCAAGGCAAAAAGGACCCAAAUCAGAACACUGGCAUGUCAAUCCAAAAGUGCAAAAUCUCUGCUCUAGAUGCUGCUAAUCUCACGGCUCCAACAUAUCUGGGUAGGCCUUGGAAAGAGUUUUCCACCACAGUCUUCAUGCAGUCUGAUAUUGGGUCAUUCUUGAACCCAAAGGGCUGGAUAGAAUGGGUUUCCAAUGUUGAGCCGCCCAACACUAUAUAUUAUGCAGAGUACCAAAACAGUGGGCCUGGAUCAAGUGUGGAUCAAAGGGUGAAAUGGGCUGGUUAUAAGCCUUCUCUGACAGAUGUGGACGCAGCCAAGUUCACAGUGGAGUCAUUGAUCCAAGGCGGUGAUUGGUUGCCAGCAGCUAAUGUGGAUUUUGACUCAUCCUUGUGA